Messenger RNA from Salmo salar (Atlantic salmon), 5696 nucleotides. Lineage: Eukaryota; Metazoa; Chordata; Actinopteri; Salmoniformes; Salmonidae. The record is from RefSeq and is a predicted model, not a curated record.
CGUCAUGACAGCUCCGCACGUGACUCUGGGUGAAGUUCUUCUUCCUGAGAGCGGUGCAAAACAGACCGACAAAAUACGGGAACGGAGAAUAGCAGUUUGUGGCGCUUGUUUACAGAAAACAGACAGACGACAGAAGCAACCACCUGUGCUUAUUAGGAGUCAGUCAGUGGAAGAAGUACUCCCCUGUAGAGUCAUGGCCUCUGCUUCAAUACCAGUCUACAACUCCUCUAAUAAUCCCCUGGAAAACAGCUCCAAUCACAAUGCGUCCAGAGAGAGUCUGAAAAUGGAACCACUGGCAGACUGCAGCUUGCUGCCCGGAGAGGAGAGAAUCAUAGACAAAGACAUCAUCUAUAUCUGUCCAUUCAGUGGAGCUCUCAAAGGCAAAGUCUUCAUCACUAACUACAGACUCUACUUCAAGAGUGCAGACGCAGACCCGGCGGUGACUCUGGAUGUUCCGCUGGGUGCCAUUGGCCGGGUGGAGAAGAUGGGCGGAGCCUCCAGUCGAGGGGAGAACUCAUACGGCCUGGACAUCACCUGCAAGGACAUGAGGAACCUGAGGUUUGCGUUGAAGCAGGAGGGCCACAGUAGAAGGGACAUCUUUGAUAUCCUGUUUAAAUAUGCCUUCCCCCUAUCCCACGGUCUGCUUCUGUUUGCGUACCUGAGUCAAGAGAAAUUUGAAGAGAAUGGCUGGAGUGUGUACAAACCCAUGGAAGAGUUCAGACGGCAGGGCUUACCCAAUGACAAGUGGCGUGUCACGUUCAUCAAUGCCAACUAUGAGCUGUGCGACACCUACCCCACCAUACUGGUGGUUCCAUUCAAAGCUACAGAGGAAGACCUGAGGAAAGUGUGUACCUUCAGGUCCAGAGGACGCAUACCUGUGCUGUCGUGGAUCCACCGUGAGAACCAGGCUGUUAUCUGCCGCUGCUCCCAGCCCCUGGUGGGGAUGUCUGGGAAGAGGAACAAGGAUGACGAGCGCUACCUGGACCUGAUCCGGGAGGCUAACGGCACCGCCAAGCUCACCAUCUACGACGCACGGCCCAGCGUCAACGCCGUCGCCAACAAGGCCACGGGCGGAGGUUACGAGGGUGACGAUGCAUAUCAGAACGCUGAGCUGGUGUUUCUAGACAUACACAACAUCCACGUGAUGAGAGAGUCCCUGAAGAAGCUAAAAGACAUCGUCUAUCCCAACGUAGAGGAGUCGCACUGGCUGUCCAGUCUGGAGUCUACACACUGGCUAGAACACAUCAAGCUGGUCAUAUCUGGAGCCAUCCAAGUAGCAGACAAGAUAUCGGGUGGUAACUCUGUGGUGGUCCACUGUAGUGAUGGCUGGGACCGGACGGCCCAGCUCACCUCUCUGGCCAUGCUGAUGCUGGACAGCCACUACCGCACCCUGAGGGGAUUCCAGGUACUGCUGGAGAAGGAGUGGAUCAGCUUCGGACACAAGUUUGCCAAUAGGAUAGGACACGGUGAUAAGAACCAUGCUGACCAGGACAGGUCUCCUAUCUUUGUACAGUUCAUAGACUGUGUCUGGCAGAUGACCAAACAGUUCCCGACAGCGUUUGAGUUUAACGAGCGUCUCCUAGUGACCAUCCUGGACCACCUGUUCAGCUGUCGCUUUGGAACCUUCCUCUACAACUGUGAGAGUGCUAGGGACACUAACGAGUUGCGGUCUAAGACUGUGUCUCUGUGGUCGUUGGUAAACAGUGAUCUGUCCUUCUACCAGAACCCCUUCUACACCCCAGAGUCCAAUAGAGUCCUCUACCCCGUAGCCAGCAUGAGACACCUAGAACUCUGGGUGACUUACUACAUCCGCUGGAACCCUCGCAUUCGACAACAGCAGCAGAGUCCAGUGGAACAGCGUUACAUAGAGCUGUUAGCCCUGAGAGAUGAAUACCUGAAGAAACUAGAGGAACUGCAGCUCUCUGACUCCUCCCCUAACUCCUCCCACCUAUCAAAUAGCUCCACCCCCAACGCGGCCUCUCCCACGCAGCACGUCACACACCUGCACACCCCCUUCUGAGUGGGGUUGUCACACACACUCCGACGUACACAACACACGUGUAUGCACACUCUCCGGGGUCAUGUUGAUUACAUGUCAGUUCAGUUAAUGAAUCAUAGGAGAUUAAUUGAAGUUCCAAAUUUGAGAGUUAAAAAGUGACAUUUUUUCCUAAUGAAGAUUUUUCAGUUCUGCAGGAUUUCAGAAUGUUCAGUUCUUUGGAAUUUCUGAAUUUCAAUUCACUUCCUGAAAUGGGUUUGACCCUGACACAGGAAGACUUUUUUUGUACAUAACGUUUAAAGUAAUAAUGAAGUCAAUACAUAACAUGGAAUAGACGUAACCGUGGUGAUUAUGCAACAUGUUACAGUGCAACAUGUCACAGUACAGCCUUUUCACAACUUUAAUAGAAUAUUUGUUUUUUUCCACAAAAACAAAGAAGCCUUAAUAUAAAAUAAAACAUAUUUUGUAGAUAAACAAUACUAAAGGUCAAGUGUAAAGGGUUAAAACUCACUGGCUGCAUUCCAAUUCACCCAGAAGUGUGCAUUCAGUCACUCCCCUUCAUGCUUAUGCAUUGUAUUGGUGCAAGCAUGGCUGGAUGGAGUUUCCACUGUAUUCCUCACACCAGUCCCUUCCUUUUAAAUCUAUGAGGGGGAGUGUAUGAGUGCACACUUCAGGGGAAGGGUAGAGAAUGGGAUCGUAGCCCCUGCUCCUCUAGGACCAAUACACUGCACUCCUCUCCAUGACCAGGGAGGGAAUGGGAGACGGGAAUGAAAAUUUGACUAGAAGUGUAUAUAUGACUAGUUUCCCUUCAAUCAUUGUGUAGCUGUACUAUGUCCCAACAUAAGCAAUACCAGUCCAAUCAUUCAGUUAAGUUUGGACAGGGAGCUUGAGUAACUAGUCGACUCUUGAUAAGUGCACAGUUGGGUAAGUGCACACCAAGUCCACUGCAAUUCCCCCGUCCCAACUCACAUAAAUUAUUUAGCAUUCAUAACCACAGAAAUAGUAUAAAUCAGUUCUAUGUUCAUAAGUCCCAAAUUGUAGCAUUUUAAUCGGGGUUGAUUGUAUUCCAGUGUAUGAUGUCCAGUAGGCCAAGUAUCCCUCUGUAUUGUACUGUAGAAGGUCUAGGGAGAGAUGGGACACAGUCAGCUGUAUUGGUUCCUAUGAGAGGUGCUGAGAGUUUUAUCUCAUAUCGUGAUCCACUCUAGCCUUGUCCCAAAUCUGAUUGUACCGUCUUGCCGACUCAAAAUAACCCUUUAUUUAUUUUUUAUUGGUCACAGAAACAUAUUUAGCAGAUGUUAUUGCGGGUGUAGCGUAAUGCUUGUGUUUCUAGCUCCAACAGUGCAGUACUAUCUAACAAUACACACACAUCUAAAAGUAAAAGAAUGGAAUUAAGAAAUAUAUAAAUAUUAGGACGAGCAAUGUCAGUGGCAUUGACUAGAAUACAGUAUAUACAUAUGAGAUGAGUAAAGCAGGAUGUAAACAUUUAUUAAAGUGACUCAUAUGGUCUUAGUCAUGCAUUACAAUUACCGUAUGUGUUGGUAAGACGGCACAAACAGAUCUGGCACCAGGCUAGGUCCACUCAGUCCAAUAAUAGUGACCAGUGGUUCUGCCUCAACCCAACUCUCAUUUUGCAAACUUCCAACUUCAGAACCUUUACAACCUGUUACCUUAAACGGUCAAACUCCUUUUGGCAUAAACGUAAACAUUUGCCAUCGACCCUCUUGAUCCCAAUCCACGUAGCAAAAUGGUUUAGCUCAAAUUUGCUGAAGGUUUUUGGACUCCCACAGAGUAGGUUCAGAAAUAAUCUACAAAGAAAAGCUGUGGACAGGAGAAGUUCUUUUGACAAGAGCAAUGUCCAGAGGUGGGAUCAGAUCGGUGGAAGUCCAGAAUCAUUUAGAACGUUUCAAGGGAUCACAAUGUGGGCAAUGUAUUCUCAGACAGAGUUCUUUGGACAAGAAUCACCAUAGAUUUUGAGAUUGUUGGGAAAAGUCCGGAAUUGUUUAGUGACUCUUUACAGGGCAUAUCCAGUGUUCUGGAGAACGCUGGUCAGGUCCAGUUCUGUGCCUUUGACCGUCUGAAGUUCAACCUCAGGUGGAUGUUUUGUAUGUACCCAAACUAUAACUUUGUCUUUGUCAUUGUUCCUCUGUGUGACAUCUGUGGCGAGGGGUAAAGGGAAAGAAAGCACCUGAUUGGUUGUGGCAGGAGAAAGGAAGCACCCGAUUGGUUGUGGUGUGGGGAAAGAAAGCACCCGAUUUGCUGGGGCAGGGGGAAUGAUGGAUUCCGGUGGUUGUGGAAGGGGAAAGAAGGCAACCAAUUGGUUGUGUCGGAAAGAAAAGGUCCUGAUUGGUUGAUACAGUAUGUAUGCUCCUUCUGGUCAAGACCCUUUGGGUAGGAUAACUCUUGUUGAAAACAGUCACCACUGGAUAUGGAAAGACCAUACAAGAGAGAGAACUUAAAGGGCUUGUUGCUGAACAUCUAUUGAAAGAUGGUGGUGAUGGUGGGCUAAAAAUGAGGUCUCUUGAUAUUUAAACCUUUCAGGCACUACCUUUUCGCUCCCUAAUGCUACCCCAGAAUGCGUCACUUCGGAAGACUUUGGCCUCAAUGAGGUGAAAAAGUUUAAAAACAAAGCCAAGAGUGAAAUGAACAACAAGGCAAAACACUUUUUGGUUUGUUGGUUGGUUGUGUUUUUAGGCAAAAAAAAUGAAAUCUAUUUUGUUUAUUUUUUACUUUAUACAAGUACAGUAACUAUGAUGUAAUUACCUCAAACAAAACUGAUUUUACUGUUAAGUUGUAAAAUAUUAUUUUAUUUAGUGUACCAUUUGACACGUUUUAUAAAAAGGAAAGUAGUAGGACAAACAUUUUUUGUUUUGUUUCUUUGAAUAGUUGGCUAAUAAUUUGUGGAUUUCUUGUUACAUACAUUUUUUUUUUUUCAUUUUGGGAUUUUGAUUUCUAACAGAAGAGGACAGUGAAUCAUGAAUUGUGGGAGAUUUGAUUCAGUCGGGAAUUGAUUCAGUUCCUUUUGAGUCUUCACCUGUGAUUGUGUAAAUAGGGGUGUGAUUAGAUCAAUGGAGUGGCUGAGGAUCUGACUUUUCUGGACUGCUCUUCUGGACAGCUAAAUGUCCGGAAGCUUCUGCUAUUGUGUGGGAUUCUCUACUUUACACACAGUCUGCUCGUAUGGAACCGGCUGUUCUAGCGAAUGGUGCUCUUUUAAUAAUGUUAGAUCAAAACUGAAUCAAUGUCUGCAAAAACACAAUGAUAGCAUUCUACAUGUAUUUUUAUUUAACCUAUAUUUAACUAGAAAACUGAAUAUAAUAGCAUAACGAUCUAAUUGCAUAUCCCCAUGAAACUGAGAUCAAAUAGUUGCUAUGCAGAUGCUGCAUGGAAGUUUCAUCUGUAAAAAAUUGGGAGAAUUAUAAUUCACCGUUGACACUAGAAAUGUGAAGGGUGGUUCUAUAUGUGUAGAGCUGAGACUGCUUAAAGUAGAGAAUUCCGUACAGGGGUCCAGGAAAGUCUGAUCCUCGGCCUUCAAUCAAACUCAUUGUGGUAUUUAUGCAGGAGCUCUUUUACCCCCAUGGUCAAAUAUAAUCCCUGAACAGUGGUAAUCAUUUACUACCACAAGGAAGUAUCCCCAUCACAAAUGGGUGCUUCCAUGUUUUUCCACAAUGAGAAGGCUAUGCAUGGACAGUAGUUUGUAAACAAA